AUGCCUCCCCGAUCAACCAAGAAGCAAAAAGUCGAGAACAACAACAACAUGGCACACGCAUGGACUGACCUGGCGGCUCAAUUGGAGUCGGCCAUCCCCAAAGCCAACAAGGAUGCUGCUCAAGACGAGAACAUGAAGUACUUCGCUACCACCGAGGCCGUCACGGACUCCACCACUUUUGGCAUCAAGGCUGCUGGAAGUGAUAGUGCUAUCUUGACCACCGUGUCCAAUGGCAAGGUGGAGAUCCGCACGGGUAACUCGAGUGAGGCCGUCUUCUCGCUCGUGGCGCUCCCGGAGCAAUGGGAGGAGUUCUUCAAGCAGACUCCCAAGAUGCCCUAUCAGAGCUUUUGGGGCAUGUUUGGAAUGAAUAUCAAACAAGAGGGCAUUAGCGUCGAAGGCGACCAGCAGGCCUUCGCCAUCUGGACUCACAUCUGGAGACGCACGCUCGAAAUUCUCCACGACGCCCUCGUCGGCCCCACUCCAGCGGACGAAGAGCCCCUCCGCGACGACGACGCCAUCGUCGGCCGCUACACCUACGUGACCGCGCCCGUCUGGGGCCGAUGCAAGGUCUUCUACGAGCAGUCCGGCACCGGUCCGCAGGAGAUUCUCUUCCUCCAUACCGCCGGCAGCGACAGCCGCCAAUACCACGGCGUGAUGAACGACGAGCGCAUGCUGCAGAAAUGCCAGAUGACCGCCGUCGACUUGCCCGCUCACGGCCGCAGCUUCCCUUACGAGGGCUACUGGCCAGGCAAGCACACCAAUACCGAAGACUCCUACGUCGGCUUCAUCGCCGCCUUCCUCAAGAAGCUCGGCCUCAAGAAAGCCAUCGUCUGCGGCGCCUCCAUGGCCGGCCAAGUGUGCCUCGCCGUCGCCGCACGCAACGCCGAGGUCGGCUCCAUGGGCACCAUCCCGCUGCAGGGAAGCGACUACCUGACCAUGGACCGGCAGUGGAACGACCGAUCGCCUUACGUCAACCAGUCGCUCUACAACCCCGAGUGGAUCUACGGGAUGAUGAGCCCGACGGCCCCGCUGGUGAACAGGCAGCUCAUCUGGCAUUUGUACUCUGCGCAGGCGUACGGGAUUUUCCAUGGAGACCUCGACUUCUACUUUGGCGGUUGGGAUGGCCGUGAUAGGAUGCACACCAUCGACACCAAGUCGUGCCCUGUGUACAUGCUGACAGGCGAGUACGACUGGUCCAACACGCCUGCGAUGAGCCAGAAGACCGCGGACAAGAUCCCUGGCGGCAAGUGCGUGGCCAUGAAGGGCCUGGGCCACUUCCCUGCUACCGAGAACCCCAAGGUAUUUGUGGAUUAUGUUUUGGAAGCGAUUGAUCACAUUCAGAAGACCCAUCAGGGCUAG
Messenger RNA from Neohortaea acidophila, 1359 nucleotides. Its product is annotated as Alpha/Beta hydrolase protein. Lineage: Eukaryota; Fungi; Ascomycota; Dothideomycetes; Mycosphaerellales; Teratosphaeriaceae. The coding region runs from base 1 to 1359 and encodes 452 amino acids. The record is from RefSeq and is a predicted model, not a curated record. The transcript is spliced from 5 exons.